AUGGCAACAAAGACCAAGGGUCGCCAAAAGAUUGUUAUGGCAAAAAUGAGCAAGGAAAGUAAUCUCAGGGUUACAUUCUCCAAGAGGCGUUGUGGGUUAUUCCAGAAAGCGAGUGAGCUUAGCACCCUAUGUGGUGUAGAGAUUGCAAUCAUCAUCUUCUCUCCUGGGAAAAAAGUUUUCUCAUUUGGAUAUCCGAAUGUUGAACAAAUCCUUGAAAAGUUCCUCAAUGCUCAGGACCCGAGUACAAUGAAUUCAACCACCCUUCAACUUGUACAGACUCUUCGCAGUGCAAGGGUUCGUCUACUCAACAAGGAACUCUCUGAGUUGCUUAUAUAUUCGGAAGAGCAGAAGAAACAAGGGUAG
Daucus carota subsp. sativus is the source of this 363-nucleotide messenger RNA. RefSeq names its product agamous-like MADS-box protein AGL62. The record is from RefSeq and is a predicted model, not a curated record. Gene Ontology annotation, biological process: regulation of transcription by RNA polymerase II. The coding region runs from base 1 to 363 and encodes 120 amino acids. Gene Ontology annotation, molecular function: protein dimerization activity; RNA polymerase II cis-regulatory region sequence-specific DNA binding; DNA-binding transcription factor activity, RNA polymerase II-specific. Lineage: Eukaryota; Viridiplantae; Streptophyta; Magnoliopsida; Apiales; Apiaceae. The transcript has a single exon.